Messenger RNA from Parathielavia appendiculata, 2679 nucleotides. RefSeq lists its product as uncharacterized. NCBI's taxonomy places the organism in Eukaryota, Fungi, Ascomycota, Sordariomycetes, Sordariales, Chaetomiaceae. The record is from RefSeq and is a predicted model, not a curated record. Bases 315 to 2366 code for a protein of 683 amino acids. The transcript is spliced from 4 exons.
CACGAUUCGCAGCAGAGCUGGCUGGGCAACUUUUCGAAAAACUUCCUCAACCGCCGAUUCCAUCGCACCUUCUCCCGCCCACACAUCGCCGAGAUAUACUGCCUCUGCGAUCUCCCGGUGUUCUACUUUUUGCCGUUGUCCCAGAGGCUUUUCCUAUUUUCUGAUACCCAUAUCGGUCGCGCCGGCUAGGUUGACAUUCGAGAACAUUGGUCGCGCCUCCAGGUAGUCACAGCCUCUCCUAAUUCCGAACUCGAUAACAGCUUCCUCCUCCUUCCCGACUUUGCCUCCAAUAGCACACCGAGUCUGCUUGCGGCAUGGCAUCUCAACCCCACGGUAAUCCCUACAACCAAGCGUACAUGCCUAACGGCGCCAUGCCUCACCAGCCCGGUCCCGUUCCAGGGGCCACACCUCUGCUCCCGAAUCAAGGCCGCGUCAUCCAAACCGGUCCCAUCAGGGUGCUCUGCAUUGCAGAUGUGCGAGGCAACCUGCGGUCCCUCAACGAGCUCGCAAAGUCGGCCCGUGCUGACUACAUCAUCCACACCGGCGAUUUCGGUUUCUACGACGAGACAUCCCUCGAGCGCAUUGCUGAGAAGACCCUCAAGCAUGUCGCGCAAUAUUCCCCCUUAAUCUCGGAGGCGACGAAGAAGGCCAUCGCGCAAGGGGUCCCAGGCCCGGUCAAGACGCGGUUUCCUGCGAGCGAACUUCCCCUCUCAGAGCUCCCACAGCUCAUCAGUGGCGAGCUGAAGCUGGACGUCCCGGUCUACACGGUGUGGGGUGCCUGUGAAGAUGUGCGGGUGCUGGAGAAGUUCCGGUCCAAGGAAUACAAGGUGCCCAAUCUCUUUAUCAUUGAUGAGGCGCAGUCCAUGCUGCUCGAGAUUGGCGGCGUGAAGCUCCGGCUUCUCGGAUUGGGUGGCGCCGUUGUCAUGCACAAGCUCUUCGACAAUGGCGAGGGACGCACGACAAUUGCGGGUGGCCAGGGGACCAUGUGGACGACUCUCCUGCAGAUGGGCGAGCUCGUCGACACUGCGAACCGCGUUUACGAUCCGACCGAAACGCGCAUCUUCAUUACGCACGCGUCCCCGGCUCGCGAAGGCAUCUUGAACCAGCUCUCGGUAACCCUCAAGGCGGAUUUCUCCAUCUCGGCUGGCCUCCACUUCCGCUACGGCAGCUCGUACAACGAGUUCAGCGUGAAUCCCACUCUGGACCACUACCGCGGCAAGCUCGCUGCGUCCAAGGCCUCGUUCAACGACGUGUGGGAGACGGUCAAGGGGGAGGUUGAGCCGGCCAUCCAACAGGUUGAAGCACAACAGACUCUGCUCAAGAACGCAUUGGCUGUUGUUGACAAGAUGCCUUCGACUGCAGCGGGCGGCAACCCAUUCGGCGGCGCAGCUACUGGCCAGUCGGCGGCGGCUCUGGGCCAAGUGGAUGAGAGCGCCUUCAAGAACAUGUGGAACUUUAACCUUGCGGAUGCUGCGUUUGGUUGGCUAGUCUUGGAGAUUCAGGACGGCAGAAUCGGUACAGAGAUGCGUGCUCAGGGAUUCAACUUCUCUCACCGUGGAGCCAAACAACAACCUGGCGCGCAGUCCGCUCCGGUCGCCCCAGUUGCCGCCGGUACGAGCCCGGUGUCCCAAGCGCCUCCGACCGCACCGCCUGCAGCUAUGUCGGCCGCCCCUGCGAGAGCUCCCGCGCCUGCGCAGCCCCCGAGACCCGCUGCGGCGACGCCCACUCCGGCGCAGACGAAGCCUGCGACACCCCAGCCCGCGCCUGCCGCGUCCCCGGCGCCAAAAGAGGAGAAGGCGGCACCGGCUGCUGCUAACGGAGCUGCGGGCGCCUCCGAAGCGCCGCCGUCAUCCGCCCCAAAGAAUCCGGCGGAUAACAUCAUCGGCUUGUUUGUCAUGAACGCGCAGAGCGAUGAGCAGGUCCGCGACCUGUUUGCUGAAGAGGAUAAGGCAAGGAUCCUCAAGAUCGAGCGGUGGGGCGCAAACAACAAGGUGGCGCAGUUCAAGACGACCGAGGAACGAGACGCUGCUAUGGAGCGUCUCCCCGACGAGGUGAAGAACCGCGCGCCGGGCCAGGAGGACCGUUCGAAGCCCCUCGUCAAGAUCUUCUCGCCGCCCUCGCGCCAGUUCUCGCGUGGCGGCGCUGGCAACUGGGGGAGCAGCCGUGGUGGCAGGGACGGCGGUAACACCCAGGGCAGCGGAUAUCGGAGUGCCGGCGGCGGAGGUGCUAGCGACAGCGAAGGCGCCGGGCGUCGCGGUGGACGUGGUGGACGGGGUGGUCGUGGCGGCGACCGCGGACGGGGACGGGGCCCACGCGGCGGGGUGAAGGGUGAGGGUGCCAGUCCUGCUCCUCCGGCCGACUCUUAGGCGGUUUCGUUCGAGAAUCAGGGAACUAAGGAAGGACGCAAUGAUUGGUAGGCCCCGCUGCCGCCCUUUUACCACAGACCAUCCUCGAAAAACGACAACGAGAAGAUAAUUACUUUGAGGACGAAUGAACUCAGUUGACCCAUAACGACACGGAGUUGCUCUCGCCCACCGACAUACGCCUUUCAAAUUUGACGAUGCUUCGGCCUGCUUUACGCAGCCAACCUCUUAUUUCAUUUCUCUUCUCUCCCUUUCCAUUUUGAGGGAGGAUAAACCUGGAUGGAUUGGGCUCGCCUUUUUGCUGCUUGGCUCUGGA